AUGUCGCGCUUGUCAGUACAUGAGGUGCAGAGGCACACGGGCGCCAACCGCAACGGCACGUGGGUCGUGUACAAGAACGGCGUGUACAACAUCACCAAGUUCAUCGCGGCUCAUCCGGGCGGCACCAAGAUCCUGCUGGCUGCAGGCAAUUCCAUUGAGCCCUUCUGGCAGCUCUACGCGGCGCACAACCACGCAGACGUACACAAGAUCCUGGAGAAGCUGCGCAUCGGAAACCUCCGAGCGGAGGACGUGGAGAUGCUCGAGGCGCUGCGCAAGGAACGGUACGGCGACGGGCCGUACAGCAAGGACCCGACGCGGCACCCGGCGCUCAAGGUGAACUCGAGCAUGCCGUUCAAUGCCGAGCCGCCGUCGGAGCUGCUCAUGCAGUCGUUUAUCACACCGAACGACUUGUUCUUCGUGCGGAACCAUUUGCCAGUGCCGGACGUGGAUGCGGAGAACUUUACGCUGAAGAUUUCCGGGUUGGGGAUCGGUAAAAACAAGCAGGUCGAGUACACACUGGAUGAACUCAAGAGCAAGUUCAAGCACCACACAGUGACGACGACGAUCCAGUGCGCUGGCAAUCGGCGUGCGGAGAUGUCGGGCGUGAAGCAGGUGAAUGGACUGAGUUGGGACACCACGGCGCUCUCGACAGCGAACUGGACGGGCGUGCUGCUGUCAGACGUGCUAGCAAGUAUCGGCGUCACUGACGAGGAUUCGCGAGAGGGACAGUGUGACUGCGAGGUGGGGGAGAACAUUGGCACAUGUGAUGACUGCAACGCCGUUAUCCAGCACGUGCAGUUUGAAGGACUAGACUGUGACACUGAAGGGAAAACGUACGGUGCCUCGAUCCCCGUCGCUACGGCACUAGACCCGCGGAAGGACGUGCUGCUGGCGUUCGAGAUGAACGGUGAAACCAUCCCGCGUGACCACGGCUACCCGUUGCGUGUUAUCGUGCCUGGUACUGUUGGAGCUCGAAACGUGAAAUUUCUGCACCGUAUCGUGCUCUCAAGCGAGGAAAGCCCCAGCUUUUGGCAGCAGCGCGACUACAAGGGCUUCCCGCCCAACGUUGACUACACCCGCGAUGACUUCUGGAAAUUUGCUGGUGAUUCUAUUCAAGAGCUGCCUGUGCAGUCUGCGAUUACAGAGCCCAAGAACGACUCCGUGCAUUUUGUGGACGAUGCUACAGACAGUUCGAUUGUGGCUGUAAAGGGCUACGCUUGGAGUGGAGGUGGUCGCAAUAUUAUUCGCGUGGAUAUUUCAGUGGACGGUGGCAAGACGUGGACACCCGCGGAGCUGCACGAGUCUGGAAAGCGUCAGAAGUACAACCGUGCUUGGGCGUGGACUCCGUGGGAGCUGGACGUGGAAGUUCCGCCAGGUACAAAGAAGUUGGAUAUCUUGUGCAAGGCUGUGGAUGCUUCCUACAAUGUGCAGCCUGACACUAUUGCCCCCAUCUGGAACAUGCGCGGCGUACUCAACAACGCCUGGCACCGCGUGCACGUCUCAGUGGAGGAGUCGGAAGAAGAAGAAGAAGAGGAAGAAGAAGAAGAGGAGAAAGAAGACUAA
This is a messenger RNA of Phytophthora sojae, 1563 nucleotides long. RefSeq lists its product as hypothetical. The record is from RefSeq and is a predicted model, not a curated record. The transcript has 2 exons. Bases 1 to 1563 code for a protein of 520 amino acids. Gene Ontology annotation, cellular component: mitochondrion. NCBI's taxonomy places the organism in Eukaryota, Oomycota, Peronosporomycetes, Peronosporales, Peronosporaceae. Gene Ontology annotation, molecular function: molybdenum ion binding; oxidoreductase activity; molybdopterin cofactor binding.